AUGUUGAGCUGGGUGGUGAAAGUCGUUCCCCAGCCGCCUGAGCCUACGCCUAAAAAUGGCGACGAGCCAAAGGAGGAGAAACCGGCUCCGCCCCCCGUGGAGCCCCCGCCCCCCUCUCCUGAGAAGAAAGUGACAUUUGAUGAAGUUAAAGAAGGUAAAAAGAUUCUCACACUCUCAGCCUGCAGUGUUGACGUGGAUCAGCAGCGCUUUGCCUCAACCCUCACCAAAACUGACCCGAGCCCAGUCCACCACCAAGGUGAGCUCAGACCCGGGGUCAGAGGUCAGAGGUCAAGAACAGACCCAGGGUCAGAGGUCAGUAAAGGGAUGAUGGCGUGGCUCGCUCAGGGUUUGGAGAAAGUCGUUCCACAGCCGGAGCUGAAGCCCAAAGAACCGACGGCAGCCGAGCAGCCGCCCGAACCUCCCGCUCCGCCGCCGGUGGAGGAGAAACCGCCGGUUCGUCCACCUUCUCCUCCAGCUCCGGAGCCUCCAGUCGCUGUGGUGGAGGUGGAGGCAAGUCCAGAAGACAACACUGACAGCAAGCCUUUCCCACCCAGGAUGAUGGACUGGAUCAAACAGGGCAUCGAGAAGGUGGUUCCUCAGCCAGAGACCGGAGCAACUAAAGUCGAGGUUCAGCCGGCAACCGCAGAUGACGACGAAGAGCAGCAGCCCAAUAUGAUCGGCUGGAUCGUGACAGAGAUCGGACGUAUCUUCCCUCAGCCUGUACAGCAGCAGGAUUCAGGUGGUGACGAUGUACAGAGCAUCAGCAUCGUUCAGAAGCAGCCAGAGCUCGUUCUGGAGGACGUGGAGGACGAGGAGACCAAGAAGGCAGAGGAACGCGUCCUACAGAUGGAAAGCAUCAAGAAGGAAGCGGCUCAAGCUCAAAUGGAGGAAAGACAGAAGCAGGGGCUUCUGGAGGCGGCCCGCAUGGCUGAGGAGAUCGCCAUGAAGGCAGCAGAGGAGGCAGUGAGACAGCUGGAGGAGGACCAAUCAUCUAAGAUCAUCAUAGAGGAGAUGCCAGAGACCACUGAACAACUACCAAACAUCCUGGAGGAGGAGAACGAGGAUGACGCAGAGUUGCGAAACCUGCAGCAGGACAGUGAAGACAGCACAGACAAUAAGACUCCUGAGGAAACUAAAGUAGCAGAGGAAAAUAACAAAACCAAUGUUAACGAAGAGAGAAAACCUGAUCAAGAUGAUGCUGAACCUGAGCUGGCAGAGCUUCCUUCCAUAAACGAGGCAGAGCACGGAUCUGAGAGGAGAGAGCUGGAGAGUCCCAUCACCCAACAACCAGAGCCACAAGAUUCAGAAGCUGCGCCCACCACAGAUCCGGACAAUGAAGCAACAGAAGCAGGUGGUGGAGUUCCUGACAUUUGCUCUCCACUAAAGAGCUUUCUGCUUCAAAUCCCAUACGCUGCCGAGUGCCUUGAGAGCUGCAAGAAGCUGAUGCAUGAUAAUGACCUCACCCCUCCCAAACUGUCCAUGCCCACCCCACCGCCGGAGCUCGCUAUGCUGAGCCAGGAGCUUGACAUGAUGAGGCAGGAGCUCACCCAGAUCACCCAGGAGCUCACCCUGAUGACCCAGGAGCUGUCGCAGCUCCCUGAGCAGGCGCGCCAGUACUGCAUGAGCAUCGUCAAUCGCUUCAGACGGGGGCAGAACAGAGGCCUGACCAUCCCCCAAAUUAUCACAACUGCAGAGCCUGACUCCCCAACAACUCCCCACAGAGCAAAGCCCAGUCUUGCAGGAGAUUUGUCUGUAGACGUAGACGGAGACGGAGAAGAUGACGAGCUGUCGAAGAUCAGCCUGCUGGGUGCAGAAGAGCACGUGCGACCUGCGUCAGCCGCCAGCGUCGGCAGCGUGGCCAUCCAGGACCGCCUGAGCGACCUGGUCAAGCUGUUUAAAGGCCGAACAGAACAAAGAAGAGACCGUUUGGUGGAUCCAGACGAAUCUGACGAAGAAGCCCCCCCCACCGCACCUGCUGCUGCCCCUCCUCCACCUCCACCAGAGGAGAAGAAGGAGGCUCCGGAUGAUGCAGAAGAAGAAGAGGAGAAACCGUGGUUCACAUUUGAACUUUUGGGACAGCCGGUGGAAAUUCCCAAACUGGUCAAACUUCCCAAAUUGCCAGAUUGGCUCCAAGUCAUCGUAGAUUAUCGCUUCCCCGACAGCAUCGACCCGUUCACCGAUCUGAUCUACGUCCUGUGGCUGUUCCUGGUGGUGGCGGCAUGGAACUGGAACAUGUGGUUGAUCCCCGUCCGCUGGGCGUUUCCUUACCAAACCCCCGAAAACAUCUACAUAUGGCUGGCGAUCGACUACACCUGCGACUUCAUCUACAUCACCGACAUCCUCGUCUUCCAGCCCAGACUGCAGUUCGUCCGUGGAGGAGACAUUGUGUGUGAUAAAAAGGACAUGAGAGAAAACUACAUGACAACUGAGAGAUUCAAGUAUGAUGUCAUCAGUCUGUUUCCCAUGGAGAUCUUUUAUUAUUUCACCGGAGUGAACUCACUGCUGCGAUUCCCUCGUCUGCUGAAGUACAUGGCUUUCUUUGAGUUCAACGACAGAAUAGAAGCCGUGAUGAAGAAGGCCUACAUCUACAGAGUGAUCCGGACCUCCACCUACCUGCUUUACUCUCUGCACAUCAACGCCUGUCUGUUCUACGUGGGCUCCGACUACGAAGGACUGGGAUCCACCAAAUGGGUCUACAAUGGACAAGGCUUCGCGUAUAUCCGCUGCUACUACUUUGCUGUGAAGACUCUGAUCACCAUCGGAGGACUUCCUGACCCCCAGACCGUCUUUGAGAUCUGCUUCCAGCUCAUCAACUACUUCGUUGGUGUCUUCGCUUUCUCCAUCAUGAUUGGUCAGAUGAGAGACGUGGUUGGAGCAGCGACGGCCGGAGAGAACUACUACCGAGCCUGCAUGGACAGCACGGUGAAGUACAUGAACUCCUACCACAUUCCCUCCGAGGUCCAGAACCGCAUCAAGACCUGGUACGACUACACCUGGAAGAUCCAAGGCAUGCUGGACGAGCAGGAGCUCCUGGUGCAACUUCCUACUAAGAUGAGACUCGACAUCGCUGUGGACGUGAACUACGCCAUCGUCAGUAAAGUCGCUCUGUUUCAGGGAUGUGACAGACAGAUGGUGUUCGACAUGCUGACGAGACUCAAAUCUGUCGUCUACCUGCCAGGAGACUUUGUCUGUAAAAAGGGGGAGAUCGGCAGGGAGAUGUACAUCAUUAAGCAGGGGGAGGUUCAGGUGGUGGGCGGUCCUGACCUGCAGACGGUGUUUGUGACCAUCAGAGCCGGCUCUGUGUUCGGAGAGAUCAGUUUGCUGGCGGGAGGCGGAGGAAACCGUCGUACAGCCAACGUGAAGGCUCAUGGAUUCGCCAACCUCUUCAUCCUGGAUAAGAAGGACCUGGCGGAGAUCCUGGUCCACUAUCCAGAGUCCCAGAAACUCCUCCGCAAGAAAGCCAAGAUGAUGGUGACGAAGGACGUGAAGCCGGUGGACAAAGGUAAAGAGGUGGAGGUAAUCCCACCCAGACCGGACACUCCUAAAAUGUUCAAAGCGGCUCUGAAAGUGACGGAGCAGGCGGGAAUAGAAGGAACCUUCGCCAAGCUGAAGAAGACCUACAAACCGGCUGAUGGCGAUGACGAGGCUCCGCCCUCUUUCUCCCCGCUCCCUCCUCCCUCUCCGAUGCACCGCCGCUCUCCGAUCCCGACGCCGGCUCGCCGAGACGACGACGACACCGUGUGCGAGACGGCCGACAGCUCGAUGCUCAUCAGGAUGACGCCUCGCGUGGAAGGGGAGGAGCUUCUGUCCGUGGAGGUGGCGCCUGGAGACAAAGACGGAGAAGAAGAGAAGAAGAAGGAGGGAUGA
Scomber japonicus (chub mackerel) is the source of this 3867-nucleotide messenger RNA. It is a transcript of the gene cngb1a, whose product is annotated as cyclic nucleotide gated channel subunit beta 1a. Gene Ontology annotation, cellular component: plasma membrane; photoreceptor outer segment; intracellular cyclic nucleotide activated cation channel complex. Bases 1 to 3867 code for a protein of 1288 amino acids. Gene Ontology annotation, biological process: retina homeostasis; monoatomic cation transmembrane transport. Lineage: Eukaryota; Metazoa; Chordata; Actinopteri; Scombriformes; Scombridae. The record is from RefSeq and is a predicted model, not a curated record. The transcript is spliced from 35 exons. Gene Ontology annotation, molecular function: cGMP binding; protein-containing complex binding; intracellularly cGMP-activated cation channel activity.